UGCGUUGCAUAAACAUCCGAUAUCUUUUGCAAUCAACAUUAGACUGGUCAGAGAAUAUUGAAGACAGUGCAGGAUCAGAGGAGUGAGAAUGUCCACUGAAGCUGCCUUGAAGGAUCUUCGUAAAGAAAUACUGACAAAGAACCUACCAGACCUUUUGGAUCGUAAAUUCUUAAAAAUACCUGAAAAUGGGGAAGGGGACAUCACUGUGAUGCAGUGGAACAUAUUGGCCCAAGGUUUGAGUGGUGGAAAUGAUAAUUUUAUUCUAUGUCCACCGGAGGCCCUGUCAUGGGAAAAUCGACAAUUACAUAUGUUGGAGGAGAUCUAUCGAGUUGGACCUACCAUUCUGUGUAUGGAGGAAGUGGACUGCUUUUCAUUUCUAGAGGAAAAACUUAAACCACUUGGGUAUGAAGGAAAAUGGGUACAAAAACCAAACUCCCCAUGUUUGGAAAUGAAGGGUAAUAUGGGACCAGAUGGCUGUGCUUUAUUCUACCACAAAGACAAACUCCAAAUGGUUGAUACUCAGGCUGUAAAUCUCAAGGACAAUGGCAAGGCAACCAACCAGACUGCCCUUGUCAGUAAGCUUAAGGUCAAGGACAAUGAUCACAUGUUGUAUGUAGCCACUGUCCAUCUCAAGGCCAAAUCUGGUUAUGAAAAUCUGAGGCACCAACAGGGAAAAUACCUACUAGAUCACCUAACCAAAAUAGCUGGAUCCGAACCAAUCAUUGUGUGUGGGGACUUCAAUGCAAGUCCUAAGGAACCAGUGUACCAGGACUUUAGUAACAGUGACCUGGGGCUAAAAAGUGUGUACAGAGAAGCAUCAGCCGAGAAGAAGGAACCCAAGUAUACGACCUGGAAGAUCCGGGCUGGAAGCAAUGGAGAGAAUACAGAGAGCUGCAAGACCAUAGAUUACAUCUGGAUCAGGGGAAAUCUUAAGCUCACUGCCUUCUGGAAUAUUCCAGAUGAUGCCACCAUUGGCCCAAAUCGUUUACCAAGCCACAAGUACCCAUCAGACCAUUUUGCUCUAGCCUGCAAAUUAGUGUUUACUUAAUUUUCACAAUAUUCAUAUAUAAAAAUGUUUAUCAUUUCAUUAACAGUCAUUAUUUUUACACUUUUACAUUUAUUUAUUCAAGUUUUUUGAUAUUAUUGAAGGUUUAGAUGAUUGUUGAUAUUUAUUAUAUUAUAUAUUUUUCUUAUUACCAUGCAACUUUUGACAAAACUUAGACCUUAUUAGAAAUAUAUUAUCAUUAUCUAGUUCCUUUCUUGUAGGUAAGGGGGGCUAAAACUUGAAGAUAUGGUAUAACGUAGUUACAAACCAUUUAUAAUCUCAAUGUUUUGUUUUUUAAUUAAUACAGAUCUAGAAAAUAAGUAAAAGAACUUAAUAACACAGUUAAUUAGAAUAGUAUGUUUAUUUGUUAUCUAUAGUACUAUUUUAUAUGAGUAGUUUA
Saccostrea cuccullata (small rock oyster) is the source of this 1445-nucleotide messenger RNA. RefSeq names its product nocturnin-like. The record is from RefSeq and is a predicted model, not a curated record. Lineage: Eukaryota; Metazoa; Mollusca; Bivalvia; Ostreida; Ostreidae. The transcript has 3 exons. Gene Ontology annotation, molecular function: 3'-5'-RNA exonuclease activity. The coding region runs from base 89 to 1048 and encodes 319 amino acids.